Messenger RNA from Hibiscus syriacus, 560 nucleotides. RefSeq names its product upstream activation factor subunit spp27-like. The coding region runs from base 95 to 439 and encodes 114 amino acids. Lineage: Eukaryota; Viridiplantae; Streptophyta; Magnoliopsida; Malvales; Malvaceae. Gene Ontology annotation, cellular component: nucleus. The transcript is spliced from 2 exons. The record is from RefSeq and is a predicted model, not a curated record.
AAAUUCAAAAUAGUUCCUCUAGGGUUUUAGGAGGAGCUGAGCUUUUGGUUUUCUUGCAGCAACGAGAAAAGAAGAGAGGAAGAGACCGGUGAAGAUGAAUACUUCAAAACUGUUUCGAAGGUCCAUUGGAUUGCUAGAAGCGGCGAAGGUUUCCUCUGCUUCAUUCGCUUCAUCUUCCGGUGGAAAUGGGAAGGGGCUUAUGCGGUCACAACCCGUGUCUCCACAGCUGGGCAAGUUCCUUGGAUCCUCCGAAGCUUCUCGCGCAGAAGCCACUAAAAAGAUCUGGGAUUACAUAAAGCUCCACAAUCUCCAGAAUCCUACAAACAAGAAGGAGAUUAUUUGUGAUGACAAGUUGAAGACGAUAUUCGAGGGCAAGGACAAAGUUGGAAUGUUAGAGGUGGCCAAAUUUCUGUCCCCACAUUUUGUGAAAUCUAAAUAAUGUUCUGGCUUAGCCUUGUAGGAACUUUAUGACCCAAAUUGCAAUCUGAUGAACAUGAAAAAUGCUUUUGCCUUUGAUCUUUUCGGUUAAAUGUGAUUCAUGAUGAUUGGUUUUUGUUAGA